Molecule: messenger RNA, 1010 nt
Organism: Pseudogymnoascus destructans
Lineage: Eukaryota; Fungi; Ascomycota; Leotiomycetes; Thelebolales; Thelebolaceae
Gene: COQ4
Product: Ubiquinone biosynthesis protein
Exons: 1
Coding region: 322-966 (214 amino acids)
Biological process (GO): ubiquinone biosynthetic process
Cellular component (GO): mitochondrial inner membrane; mitochondrion
Source: RefSeq, a predicted model, not a curated record
AGAUCAGCCAGUAACCCUCACGACUGACUACGGGUUUUUGCAGUGACAGCUCAACAGAAUGGCCCUUUUAUUACGAAGGCCUGUUGUGAGUAAGCUACCACGUGAGCUCUAUAUGGCGUGUGCAAUUUCCGCGUCUCCCAGGCCAUUUUCUGUGCUCAACAGACCCCCACCGAACUAUGAAGGCCAUGUGCCAUUAACGAGACUCGAGCAAGCUGGACUUGCUGUCGGGUCAGCCAUUACAUCUCUAAUCGAUCCAUACCGACACGGUGAGCCCGAUAUCCAUGCUAGUUGGGGGAGCAAUGACUGAAGGACGUCACAGACAUGGUUGCCGCUUUGGGCGAAGCAACCGCAACACCAUAUUUUAUCUACCGCCUCCGCGACGCUAUGCUCGCCGAUUACACAGGUCGUCGCAUACUCCGAGAUAGGCCGCGCGUAACCUCGAAAACGAUGAGCCUAGAGUAUCUACGAACACUUCCUGAAAACACAGUUGGGCGCGCAUACGCGGAUUGGCUGGAUCGUGAGGGUGUGACACCGGAUACUAGGGAUCAAGUACAAUAUAUCGAUGAUGAAGAGUGUGCAUAUGUCAUGCAAAGAUACCGAGAGUGCCACGAUUUCUACCACGCAGUUACCGGAUUGCCGGUAUUUGUGGAGGGAGAGAUUGCGCUGAAGGGCUUCGAGUUUGCGAAUACACUACUGCCAAUGACGGGGUUGAGUUUGUUCGCCGUGACGAAGAUGAAGCCUGCGGCUAGAAAGAGAUUUUGGGACAUAUAUUUACCAUGGGCACUCUAUAAUGGGUUAAAUUCCAAGGACUGUAUUAACGUUUACUGGGAAGAGGAGCUGAAUACGGAUGUGGCUGCGCUGAGGAAACGGCUGGGCAUUGAGCGGCCUCCGGAUUUGAGGAGCAUCAGGAAGCAACAGAAAGAGAAAAAGAAGGCCCAAAGGGAGGGCGGGGAAGGAGAAAAAUGAGUAUAAAUAUGUAUAAUAUUGUAGAUCAACGCCAAGUCCCAAGU